AUGUGCGAUACUAACUCAGGUACAAGUCUAAAAUGGAAUCUCACAGGCGUAACAGUGGCUGGAACUAAUAGCAAUGGAGCAAAUGCAAAUCAACUUCAUGCGCCUGGGUUUAUAUAUGUCGAUGCAAACUAUACCUUGUAUGUAUGCGAUUCCAACAAUAAUCGCGUUCAAAAGUGGACGAAAGGAGCUUCAACUGGUACCACCGUGGCAGGCAGCAUCAGUGGUAGUAAUGGCAACAGUGCGACUUUGCUUCAAAAUCCAAUAGGUAUUGAUUUUGAUGCGAAUGGAUACAUGUAUAUAGCUGACUAUGGCAAUAAUCGUGUGCAACGCUUUCCACCUAAUUCAAACAGUUCAACCAGCGGCACGACUGUUGCUGGGAUAGCAGGAGGUGGUGGUAGCACAAAUAGUCUACUUCACCAACCAGCUGAUGUGAAGAUCGAUGACAAUUUCAAUCUAUUCAUUACUGACUUAGCUAAUAAGCGUGUGGUGAAGUGGGCUGCCAAUGCAACGAAUGGCACUGUUUUAAUUAACGCCGGCACUGGUGGUGCGGCUCAGAAUCAGUUUAACGCUCCAUACGGUCUCGUACUAACAAGUGCUUCUUUGAAUGAAGUAUAUUUUGGUGAUAACACCCAGCGUCUUGCUUACCUAUGGGCAUUCGAAGCAGCAAACCCAAUCACAACAUACAGUACGGCCAACUCUCUCCAAAUGGAUCAUCCAUCACAAAUGAUGUUGGACUCAUAUGGAAAUUUGUACGUUGCCGAUACGAAUCAAAAACGAGUGAUAAUGUUUUGUGCCAAUUCAACAAUUGGUCAAGUGGUAGUUGGAACCGGUACGAGCAGUACACCUACAUUCGGGAGUCCGACCGGCAUUGCAUUUGACUCAGAUUUAAACCUGUAUGUUUCUGAUGACAACUUAAACCAAGUAGUGAAAUAUUCCCUACUAUGAAUUGUCCUACGCAUGUUGUAUGAUAAUAAUGAUAAUAGCGGAGUCUUCUCCACUUAAGUUUAUUUUCUUUGUCUAUUGUCGAUUUUUAUAAACAUAUCAAAUAUACCAUAUUUACCAGAGAUUUUAUGUUUUAUCAGUGUCAUGGCCAAUGGUCAUGAUAUAUCUUUAGUUAGUUAAUAACUUUCUUUUGUGUUCAAAUAUAUUGUUCUAUUUUGCCUGUUCUUAUGACAUGUAUUGCAUUUCUUGCUUCUUUUUUUUUCUCUUUGCCUUUUCUUACUCCAUUCAUUCCUCUUGAUGAAGAAAACGUCAUCCGUAUGCCACCAUUCGUGAGGGGGACGGGAUACUUUAAAGGAUAUAUAUGGUAUGCGUCUUUUGUUUCAAUGUAUUAUUUUUUUCUUUUGUUCUGAUUGAUUGGGUAUGGAUUUGAAAUAAACGGGUGUCACUCUAAUUCAAAGAGUAGUGAGAGAAAAAUUGAUAGUCAUAGAAAAAGAAUUCCUUGUGAUCUCUAUACUUAUUGCCGAAAGGACUUUUUCUGAUUGAACGAGCAUGCCAAAGUCAUUAGGCGAUAAUAAAUGAUGAAGUUAAAUAUUUAAAGAAUGACUAGUAGCGUUUCCAUGAACUGGAAAAAAUUUUCCAUGAAUCUCCACAGCAUAGCUACAAAUAACAUUGAGCCGUCUUUAUAACAUCGAGAUGAGCGGCGGCACUUUCACUUUCUUUUUGCUUUCGGAAACGAAAGGAAAGGAAAGGAAACUUAACUGCUUUCCUCACUUUCCUUUCAAAAAAGAAAAGGAAAGAAAAGUUUAAUUUUUCAACAUUGUUAGAAAUUUAAACGAUAUAUUUUUUCGACAACUAGGAGAACACAGUAUUGGUUUUAGUACGAGCAAUGCUUAUUGAGAGUUAUUUUCGUAGUUUUCUUGUCACUUUUUUGCCACAUGAAGUCACUUUUCAACUAUCGCUUUUGUGUACCUGUUACUUUUAGAAUUUUCUUAAGUUCUGCCAUAUUUACACGGCAUUUUCAUCGUAUCGCUGUUAGUUUCAAAUAAUUUUUCAUUCUUGUUGAUGGUAAAAAAAGGAUACUGAACUCUCCUCUUUACAAGUUGUUCUCAGCUCAAGGAAGUUCAUUGGGAAGAAUUUUAAAAAUUUGUUGGAAUUUUAGUAGAGAACCUAUACUUUAAAUUUUCAGUUGUAUAUCGUAGCGCUGAAGGGAGCUAUUGGACUGUCAAUGAUCAAAAAUAGAUAGUUGGCAAAGCAAAUUUCUCCAACGGAUUUCAUUCUAUAUGUUGAAUUCGUAUUUUGUUUCGAGCAGCAUCUGAUAAUACAGUAUGGUUAUUUCUUAAAAAUUAUUAUUUGCCAAUCGAAUGAUUUGGUUUGCAACUUUUAUGACUUUAAAGACUUUAAAAAAAACCACUCUAAUUAUAUGACUGCAGUAUAUCUUCGCACGCUUUAUCAAAGGAAGGAAAACAGAAAGAAACCAAAUGAGUGUAAGCACAAAAGCGAUAGUUGAAAAGUGACUUCAUGUGGCAAAAAA
Molecule: messenger RNA, 2473 nt
Organism: Rotaria sp. Silwood2
Lineage: Eukaryota; Metazoa; Rotifera; Eurotatoria; Philodinida; Philodinidae
Source: the annotation of a GenBank genome assembly